AUGACAUGCAAUGCUGCAAGUAACGAGUACGAAUCACUGAAUUCCUUACUGAACAGUUCAUUUGCGCAUCAUCAGAAUGGGGACUUCAGUAUAUCUCAUGCGUCGUCCACAUACCCAUCGUCACCAUCAGCCGUCCGUUCACUGAAUGCCUCCCGCAUUCAGUCUGGUGCUGGAGCAUUUGCACCGCCACCAGGUUUUGGUUCUGUCGUCUCCUCGCAAAGUACAAGCAUUGGUGGAGCGAAUCCGGCAGUACCUCCACCGUCUCUUAGACCUUAUUACAACGCCCAAAUGCCGCCACCUGCAGGCCUGCCACUUCAGCCAUCUCAACAUGCCUCGUUCGCAACAUUUAAUAGUCAACACAGUAAUUGGAUGUCAUCCGGUCACGGGAAACAAACAGGCGUGCGUUCCCUGUAUAUUCAAAUGCAAGAUACGCCAAAUCCGUUGUCGCUGAAGUUCUUGCCAGGACAAGCAAUCCUUGACGAACCGAGGACAUACGAAUUUACGUCUGUUGCAUCAGCGAGGGAUAAAGAACUGUUCCACAUCAAUGGCGUACGGUCGGUGUUUCUUGGGCAAGAUUUCAUCACUGUCACAAAGAAGGACGAAGAAACCGACUGGGCAUUGAUGCGAGCGGAAAUAUUGUCGGCUAUAACCAAUUUCAUUGAGUCAGGGAAGCCAGUAAUCACAGAAGGUGGAUCCGCUCCAGCUUACGAUGAUACAGUGAUUACUGAAGACGAUGAUGACACAGUAGCAAUGAUCAAAGAGUUGCUGGACUCAAGAGUACGGCCAAUGGUGCAGGAGGAUGGUGGU
This is a messenger RNA of Cooperia oncophora, 807 nucleotides long. The record is from the annotation of a GenBank genome assembly. Lineage: Eukaryota; Metazoa; Nematoda; Chromadorea; Rhabditida; Trichostrongylidae.